GUUCUAUCUCAAUACUUUUUGUGUUACGCCGAACUCUGGCGCAAGCUGUCAAGAUGAGUGCUUCUUUUGAUAUUCAACCUAUUGGCAGAUUUGCUGGUCAAAGUGCUCCUGUUAAACGUCCAAGGGUAAGAGAAAUCUAGAUGUUUCCUUGUUUGCAUCUGAAUGAGAGGAUCAGCAUACUUUGGGCUCUUCCAUCUAUAUCAUGCUGGAAUUUUGUAGAUUCGAUACUUCAAUAUUUCAUUUGACCUCUUCCCUUCAAUAUUAACAAGCGCUUCGUCAUUUUCAAAACAAACCAUCCCCUGUUCAAAAUAUUGCUCCCCAGGCUUGAUUCAGCUCACAAUAUGUAUAGGAAAUAGCUUGCUUCUCCUAUGAUGAGAAACACCAAUUCCGACUUGACGAUUCGUCAAUCAAAUACUAUUAUCCCCCAACCUUAGGCGCUGAUCUAAAAAAGGGCUUCGAUACCUUUGAGAAGCUUGAUGACACAGCAGACGAUCACCUUGACAGCUUAUUGAGGACCAUCAUGGCCCACGAAGAGAAGACCGGGAAACCAGUUGAGGCAGAUUUCAUAACUUGGCGUGGAAUGAUGACGAAAUUCUUGGCUGCGAUAUUUUCUGAUAGAGAUAGCUUCGAGAUGAAUGCUACUCUUUUCCAAGUGAGCGUUCCUUUGUCGAUACAUAUGGAGUUAGGCUGACAGAAUAAGAAUACUAUGUAGGCAGAUGAGUUGUUCAUGAGAUCAAAAUUUCACUGAUACGAGUAGCUUUGUGGAGGAGAACCAUGAAUAUAAAGUUCAGUCGCAAAGGAGACAAUCGCAGCAACCGACUCGACCUGGUCAGCAGUCCCAGGAUAUGAUGAGCUUUUGGGGUAAGCUUGAUUUCUCUUAAUGAUAGCAUAUGUUGACUUUCCAGGAUAUAAAUUCGAGACUCUGUGUCUUCUCCCACAGACUUGGGCGGAAACUGAGAGAGACUAUAUCGAGAACAGAGAGAAUGAAGUCGUUUCUAAUCAUGCACAAUACUGUUCAGUAGUAAGUACUGACCUACCUUCUUGAUACUUAUAGCAUUUGCUAAGAAGCUUUGCAGGUCAGGACCGGUAUUGGAAAUAACACCAUGGUUCUGGGGGGAGAAGUUGAUGCAAUUUGGGACAGUAAACCAGAGGAUGAGAAUACUCCCAUCAAUUGGGUAGAGCUCAAGACGAGUGCCGACAUACGGAAUGAGCGAGAUAUGGUCACGUUUGAGAGGAAACUGAUGAAGUUCUGGAUCCAAUCAUUUCUUCUAGGUGUUCCCAAGAUCAUCGUUGGAUUCCGAACUCCUGAUGGUAUCCUGAAAAGAACCGAAGAAAUCAAUACGGCGUCGAUACCAAACACAGUCAAACGGGCCGGAAAAGGAACGUGGGAUGGGAAUAUGUGUAUCAACUUUGCAUCGGGACUAUUGGAUUGUAUGCUCAUUCCCACAGUGUAGAUGAUUAGGCUAAUAAGAAUAGUUUUGAAGGUAACGAUCACAGGGGAUGGAGUUUGGAGGAUCCGAAGAAGAGAACGGUCUUCUGUUAUUGAAGUCUUCAAACAAGAGGAGACAGGUCAUGGAGACAUCCUGCACGAUGACUUUAUCAGUUGGAGAAGCAAUUUAAGGAUAAAGGAGGAAGUUGUGGAGAAAGAAGAGGUUCAAGAAAAUUAA
This is a messenger RNA of Hymenoscyphus albidus, 1667 nucleotides long. Lineage: Eukaryota; Fungi; Ascomycota; Leotiomycetes; Helotiales; Helotiaceae. The record is from the annotation of a GenBank genome assembly.